AUGACUACCCCAAACAAGACACCACCUGGUGCUGAUCCAAAGCAGUUAGAGAGGACUGGUACUGUUAGAGAAAUAGGCUCACAAGCAGUUUGGUCUCUUUCAUCCUGUAAGCCAGGAUUUGGAGUGGAUCAGUUACGAGAUGAUAAUCUAGAAACUUACUGGCAAUCAGAUGGAUCACAGCCUCAUUUGGUGAACAUCCAAUUUAGAAGAAAAACAACAGUGAAGACGUUAUGUAUUUAUGCAGACUACAAAUCUGAUGAAAGUUACACUCCAAGCAAAAUCUCUGUCAGAGUAGGAAAUAAUUUUCAUAACCUCCAGGAAAUCCGG
Leptosomus discolor (cuckoo roller) is the source of this 327-nucleotide messenger RNA. Lineage: Eukaryota; Metazoa; Chordata; Aves; Leptosomiformes; Leptosomidae. The record is from RefSeq and is a predicted model, not a curated record.